AUGGACAAGAAGGCUGCCAGACCAGGGAUUUCAGCAACGAUAGAUUCUGUCAAAGUCAAUCAGAUAGUUAGAUGUAUCGAAAGCAGCUAUACGGACGCAGACUUCGCUAUGAUCAAGGAGCUCUUAGGAGUCGAGGAGCUGACACUCAAACUGUCGAAUAGUGGCUAUAACAAAACGGGUUGGUUUGGACGUGUGCCUUGUACGGAGGAUCAGUAUAAACAUAGAGGAGUUUCUCUCAACGAUGUUUAUAAGAAGCUCGCACCAACAAGGCCUAGAACGGAAGAAGAAUUUUUUCGAAUUUUCUUGACCAUGCUAUUCGUGCAAGUGAGUUUGAUUAAUAUCAGCUAUUGUUGGAAAUUUUGCAUGUUUUCGGCUUACGACGUCGAAUCUUGGCAGAAAGGCAUUGCCGAACAUCGCAAACAUCUUAGCAACUUUUUUACUGAUUUUGUGGAACUCACCUUACGAGACAACAAUCUAGUAAUUCCUGAAGAUUUUAGAGAAAAGAAAACACAGGAAGUCAAAACAUUUAUAUCCGAAUUCCAACGAAUUGCCGAAGAUGAGGCUAGAAGAAAAGUGAAGCAAGAAGAAGUUAAAUUAGUUGAGAAAGUGAAUCCUACUUGUUACGAUUAG
Messenger RNA from Cylicostephanus goldi, 630 nucleotides. The record is from the annotation of a GenBank genome assembly. Lineage: Eukaryota; Metazoa; Nematoda; Chromadorea; Rhabditida; Strongylidae.